Messenger RNA from Penicillium manginii, 1407 nucleotides. RefSeq lists its product as uncharacterized. Bases 1 to 1407 code for a protein of 468 amino acids. Lineage: Eukaryota; Fungi; Ascomycota; Eurotiomycetes; Eurotiales; Aspergillaceae. The transcript has 2 exons. The record is from RefSeq and is a predicted model, not a curated record.
AUGAUGCUGGCUUUGGAACAAGCGGGAUCGCUCUUCACCGGCUGGUUUCGGUCAUGCGUCUCUUGUUUAUCGCCGCAUGAAGAGGUGCAGGAGGAGAGGGGUCGAAGGUCGAAAGAAAGAGGCAUCGAACGGGAGAUGCAAGUAUGCCAUGCCCAACCACAUCUAGUUCCCCCCAUGAAACUAGUCGUGUAUGAUGAUCUCCCCAGCCCCGGUGGUUAUCAUCAUCGCCAGAGUUCACUAUCAUCAUGGGUAGUUGAGGGGAGGCAUCUUGCAUCUCGGGCAUCAACCCGUGCAAGUAUGUCCUGGAAGAGACAAUCAGCAACCCCGUUGAGAAUCGGCGCACCAACAGACUUUCGUCGAGUCGACUCCUUCCACCUCGAGUCUUUGCCGGCGUUGCCGAAGCAGUACAAGCCCCUGGAACUGAGCAUUCACCGAUCUGGUCAUCGGUUAUCAGACCUGCCCUCAUUCGAGGAGUUUCAGCUGGAAGACAACCAACAACGCCAGACUAUAGCGUCCCCUCCACGGGCCUUCACUCCGCCUGGUAUUCAAGUUCGGCGCUGUCAAUCGAGCCAUGCUGCAGUAGCCGUAUCUCGAAAACCAGUUGGUUCACGAGAUCGUCUAUCAUCCGUAUACACCGAUCAUCCAAUCGACUCCCCCGCGCCAGUCCGCAUCGCAAGCACCUUGAUCCCGCAUUUCUCUCUCGUGAACCCCAUCGAGACAACCAUCCGCGAAGAAGAUCUCAACACACCCUCCUUCGACCCAUCAAGCUGGGAAUCAAACGUCCUCUCCUUAAAAACAUACUCAAACCACGCCGAGACCCAAACUCUCUCGUCCUCAGAGUCAGAUCCCCAAACACCCCGUCCCAAAGACAUCGACCCCAGCGACACAUCUACCAUCACCGACUCGCCCUUCUCAACCAGAGACUCCCCGUCAACUGCAAGCUCACGGACAAUGCCAUCCCGCCUCUCCUCCCUCUCCCGCCCCUCACCUGAAACCCGCAACACCAUCGCAGUACCCGCCCUCCCUGACCGAAUGACCCAGUGGUUCUUCCCAGGCAGCAAAGCUUCCGUCUCCAGCUCUCCCUCCCAGCCCGUCUCCCUCGCCGGUGAAAACAGAUUCGCCUGGGAGCGAACGCGGACGUUGAGCGGUACGACCGUCGGCUCAACGGUGACGACUAUCACAGGCGGUGCGACGAACCGACGGCCCAAUUUCUCCGUCUCGAGUUCCUUCACCGCGUCCUCGACGCCUAGGGUGUCGCUAUCCGGAGCGAGCCCGACAGAGAAGGAUGUUGAUGGUGGCUUUUAUCCUACGAUUUAUGAGGGUCAUUCGCAGCAUCAGCUUUCUCGGACUGCCCGGCCUGAGGAUUUCCCCAGGUAUGAGGGGACCGAUGUUGGUUUGGCCUUUUAG